AUGGAUAUGAAUCAAUCAUCAAUUAAUCCAAUCUCCUCCCUACCUGCUGAACAAUUAGCUCUUGCACUGGCAAUUGUCAAACUGAAGCCAGUGAGAUUGAGUGUCAAAGAGUACAUCUUACAAACCAGAGAGCAUAUCAAGAAAUCCAAGGACGCAGAAAUAUUCUUCUCCCCUGAUAGAUUCUUCGACAGUGUUGCAUUCUGGAAAGACGCAUACGAGAAAUCAGAGGCCGAGCAGAGCAAAUUGCUAGAUCGCAUUUACGAACUCGAGCAGAAAAACAACACACUUUCAGCAAAAGUGCAGUCUGCAGAUGCAGCAUCGGAUUUGAACCAUCAGCAAGGACUUAAGCGUAGGGCUACAAAGGCUCUAGUUGGGAACUCGACUGCACGGAAGAAGACAAAGACACAGGGAAACUCUGCGUUGAAUUGUAACAUUCAAGCUACCCAGGAUGAUGCUCUAAGUCAUCCCGAGAAUUUCAGAGAUGCAGCAGCAGCAGCAGCCACUGGCCCUUUUAUGAGACAGUUUUAUACGUUACAGAAAGUGUUGCAGAAACGACCGAGUCAUGCGAGUAUUACCCAAGCCGCAAUUACGCUGGCCACGACUUCGGCAGAUGAAGCUCUGAAAGCGCUUCCACAGGCAGGAUCAAUUUCUAGCAAAGGAAGGCCCAGAAAAGAGAGUUUGACGUCCACUGAGCUGUCGCAUCUGAUAUCCGUUGUCCGCAGCGUCGAGUGUGCCGUCAAUCUUCUCCUUCAAGCACUAAAGAAGCUGUCUGCUACUGGCAAUGUCGUGCGAGAUGUUAACCUGAUCAUCUACCACCUUGUUUCCUUGUAUGAGACCGUCAUGAAUGUCUUGAAACAGUACUGUAGAAUAGCUUGCGAGCGGGUAGCAGCAAAGACCAAGGAGAAACCGAAGAAGUCCUCUAAAUCGAAGAAGACGGCGAAACCAAAGACAGCUGACAGCAACGUGGGGGCAGAUUGUCGAACCCAGCCUGAUGAUCAAGGGGCUGUACAGCUGGCCCAUUUGUUAAAUAAUAUGAUAGCGUGGAUUGACCUGACAUGCUCAGCACAUAAAAGCCUCCUGGAAGGGUUCCUAUACGUCUUACUAAGUCGUGUUGGAAACUUACUCGGCUUGUUUGUCUUCCAAGACCUACAGCUACGGCCAGAUCUUCGAACAGACUCGACCAAGCUCCCACUCCCUGCCAGUCUGGCGGACGUUGAGACCGACGAAAUGUCUUUGCGUGCCGUACAGAUGGAAGCAAGAUAUCUCAUAUGGGUUCUUGAGAAAGCCUUGACGCCUCUCAAUACAUUUACGUCCUUUUUAGAGACUUCGGCAGCUGGAAAUCAGUCGAGCAACACGCAAUUCUUGUCUGGGAUUAAGGCAAAGCUACAAAGCACUCUUGUUCAUGCAGUGUUUGGUUCAGAUGUGGACUUGGGUAGUCCUUUGCAGCGACCUACCCAGCCGAACGAAGACGACUUGGAGAGACUGCGCCUACGUAGCCAAAUUCCGCAGCAGCAGGUUCCAGACUGGUUCAUGCAAGAGGUCUGGCGACUUCUCGGUUGGGAAGUGUUAAUGAAGAGCUCCUUUCGCUAUGGAUAA
Molecule: messenger RNA, 1596 nt
Organism: Aspergillus ochraceoroseus IBT 24754
Lineage: Eukaryota; Fungi; Ascomycota; Eurotiomycetes; Eurotiales; Aspergillaceae
Exons: 3
Coding region: 1-1596 (531 amino acids)
Source: RefSeq, a predicted model, not a curated record